Messenger RNA from Colletotrichum higginsianum IMI 349063, 2082 nucleotides. Its product is annotated as C6 finger domain-containing protein. The transcript has 3 exons. Gene Ontology annotation, molecular function: zinc ion binding; DNA-binding transcription factor activity, RNA polymerase II-specific. The record is from RefSeq and is a predicted model, not a curated record. Lineage: Eukaryota; Fungi; Ascomycota; Sordariomycetes; Glomerellales; Glomerellaceae. The coding region runs from base 1 to 2082 and encodes 693 amino acids. Gene Ontology annotation, biological process: regulation of DNA-templated transcription.
AUGUCCCCGUCCUCGACGGGCGACUCUCCCCGCUCGGCCACGGGCAACGCGGGGAGGCCCUUUUCCGUGCCGUCACGCGAGACCUUCAACAUCGAGGUGCCCUCGCCGUCCAUGACCAACGGCAUACACCCGUUAAAGUCGCCCGCCUCGCUCAAGACGCAAAGAACCUCCAGUUUCAGCAGAGAUGGCAUCCUCGGCUCCGCACAAAAGGCCCGGAACAUGUCUCAGUCGUCCGACAACCGCCCAGAUGCCCUGGCCAAUGGCAUGAACCAGCAGCACAGCGAUGACGGCUCCAACCCGCUCAAGAGGAGGAACACGGACGUCGGCAUCGACUACCCGCGCAGGAGGGCCACAAUCGCAUGCGAGGUGUGCCGGUCCCGCAAGUCUCGCUGCGAUGGAACCAAGCCCAAGUGUAAGCUCUGCACCGAGCUGGGCGCCGAAUGUGUUUACAGAGAGCCUGGCAUCAAGCUGGACGCCGGGGACAAGCUGAUUCUGGAGCGUCUGAACCGCAUCGAAAGCCUGCUGCAGAUGAACAUGGUUGCCGGGCAGGCCAACGGCAUCGCCAUCAGCCAAGAAUCCCCCUCCAUGAGCAACGGCUCCGGCCUUAACGGCGGGGACAGCAUGAUGGGCGUGUCUGGGUCCGGCAACAUCGUCUCCAUCAUCCCCAACGGCGGCCUGGGCACGUGGAACAACCCGACCAACAUCUCGACCAUGCCCAAAAUGCACACGAACGCCGCUCUCCACCUGCUGCAGUGGCCUCUCAUCCGCGAUCUCGUGUCCCGUCCGUACGACCCGCAGGUUCUGCUCCAGCUCGAGAUGGCGCGCGAGCCUCUGCACUCGCUCACCAAAACGCCGUGCGUCGAUCUCUCCAACACGACGGCCUACAUUGAGGCUUAUUUCGAGCGGGUCAACGUGUGGUACGCCUGCGUCAACCCCUAUACGUGGAGGAGCCACUACCGGACGGCUCUCUCUAACGGAUUCCGCGAGGGAGCAGAAAGCUGCAUCGUCUUGCUGGUCCUGGCUCUGGGCCAAGCAAGCCUAAGGGGCAGCAUCUCGAGGAUCGUCCCCGGAGAAGACGCACCCGGCCUGCAGUACUUCACCGCCGCCUGGGCUCUUUUGCCGGGCAUGAUGACAUCCAACAAUGUCCUGGCUGCCCAGUGUCACCUUCUGGCCUCUGCUUACCUAUUUUACCUCGUGCGCCCGCUCGAGGCCUGGAAUCUCCUGUGCACCACGAGCACCAAGUUGCAGCUCCUGCUUAUGUCGCCCAACCGAGUCCCGCCGAACCAGCGAGAACUGACGGAGCGUAUUUACUGGAACUCACUCUUGUUCGAGAGCGACCUGCUGGCCGAGCUGGAUCUGCCACACUCGGGCGUCGUCCAGUUUGAAGAGAAUGUUGGCCUGCCCGGGGGGUUCGAGGGCGAGGAACAAGAGGCAAUUGGCCGUGACGAUCUUUGGUACUUCCUGGCCGAGAUCGCGCUGCGGCGGCUCCUCAACCGGGUGAGCCAGCUAAUCUACUCGAAAGAUUCCAUGGCCUCCACCACCAGCCUGGAGCCGGUGGUGGCGGAACUCGACUUCCAGCUGACGCAAUGGUAUGAGAGCCUGCCAAUGCCGCUGCAGUUCCCCUUCACCCGCACUCUGCUCGCCGAUCCGGUGCAGACGGUGUUGCGCUUGCGGUUCUUUGCCUGCCGGACAAUCAUCUACCGCCCGUACAUAUUGGCUGUGUUGGACAAUGAGCAAGCCGUCCUGGACCCUGCAGUGCGCGACAGUUGCCACAAAUGUCUCGAAGCCUCCAUCCGGCAGUUGGAGCACAUCUCUCAGCAUCACGCCGGACACAUGCCCUACCUAUGGCAAGGUGCCCUCUCUAUUGUGUCGCAGACGUUACUGGUGAUGGGUGCGACCAUGUCGCCUUCUCUGAGCAGCAUCCUCCUCACCCUCGUACCUCAUCGGGAAACCAUUGACCAGAUCAUUAAUGACGUGGUGAUGGAGAUUGAGCGAUAUUCGACCCUGGCCCCUAGCCUAAGCCUAGCUGCAGAAAUCAUCAAGGAGGCCGAAGUGAGAAGGAGGGCAUACCUGAGCGGGUGA